Messenger RNA from Opisthorchis viverrini, 4439 nucleotides. RefSeq lists its product as hypothetical. The record is from RefSeq and is a predicted model, not a curated record. NCBI's taxonomy places the organism in Eukaryota, Metazoa, Platyhelminthes, Trematoda, Opisthorchiida, Opisthorchiidae. Gene Ontology annotation, biological process: cytoskeleton organization. The transcript is spliced from 20 exons. Gene Ontology annotation, cellular component: cytosol. The coding region runs from base 1 to 4203 and encodes 1400 amino acids.
AUGGCGGACGACCCCGAUGUUGACCAGGCUGUUAGAGUUGGAGAUGUGGAUGGCAUGGAGGAAACGGAUAAGAAGGACACAAAUGAGCGUUCGGAUGAACUUGACAAAAAAGAAGAUCAAAUUACUGACGACCAAACGACAGAUAUAGACUUUACUUACAGCGAUUCGGAUGAAUAUACGGUGGAAAUAGCUGAGCUCUACAGCUACUCAGAGGAGCAAGAAUUCAUUCUGAAUAAGCAGUAUUUCAACGAGGACUUUUCCAACUACGGUACCAGCUCUAGGACUGACCGUUUUGCUCGCCCUACAUCACACUCAAGUGCAGCUUCUAAACGUUCGAGUUCAGUCACAACCCUCAACGCUUCGAAGUCUGUUUUCAAGCCCCGAAAGCCUGUCUACUUAGCCACCUUCAGUUUUCGCACACGGAAACCAGCAGGUCAACACGUGUCUCUUACUCGUAUGCUGGAUUCCCUCUGCAUUGAUCUGUGUUAUCUGUCAGAAGCAGGGACGCAGGACACAAGUGCUGUGAGCGAACAAGCGGAAGCGUCUCUGCUUGAUUGGAUACCCGUUGGUAGUCGCCUCAGUGCAGUUCGUUUGGAAACAUCUGUGAGAGAAUCUAGAGGAAGUGAGAUUCAUCACACCUUGUUUAUUGUGUCUGCUUUCGCCCCAACUGACUGUAGCUCUGAAUCUGCCAAGGACCGUUUCUAUGACGCUCUGAGUGUCCUUCUACAUCAAGCUAAAGGCUCAGAUAUCGUUGGGGUUGCUAGUGAUAUGAACGCCCAGUGGUCCACCCUCCCCCGCCCAAAUUUGAACACUUUCUUCGCAGGUACCAGCUCUAGGACUGACCGUUUUGCUCGCCCUACAUCACACUCAAGUGCAGCUUCUAAACGUUCGAGUUCAGUCACAACCCUCAACGCUUCGAAGUCUGUUUUCAAGCCCCGAAAGCCUGUCUACUUAGCCACCUUCAGUUUUCGCACACGGAAACCAGCAGGUCAACACGUGUCUCUUACUCGUAUGCUGGAUUCCCUCUGCAUUGAUCUGUGUUAUCUGUCAGAAGCAGGGACGCAGGACACAAGUGCUGUGAGCGAACAAGCGGAAGCGUCUCUGCUUGAUUGGAUACCCGUUGGUAGUCGCCUCAGUGCAGUUCGUUUGGAAACAUCUGUGAGAGAAUCUAGAGGAAGUGAGAUUCAUCACACCUUGUUUAUUGUGUCUGCUUUCGCCCCAACUGACUGUAGCUCUGAAUCUGCCAAGGACCGUUUCUAUGACGCUCUGAGUGUCCUUCUACAUCAAGCUAAAGGCUCAGAUAUCGUUGGGGUUGCUAGUGAUAUGAACGCCCAGCGUAAUCGUGUUGCUGGUCCUGACGACCUUCCAGUUGCACUUUUCAAGGAUGGCAAUGGAUUCCUCAGCCAGUGCCUAUCUAGCCCAUUUGGGUCUACCUGGGAGAAGGAGACCGUCCCAGACAACUGGGGUGAAUCGAUAGUGGUGCCAAUUUUCAAUAGGAGUACUCGCAGUGAAUGUAGCAACCACAGAUGUGUUAAUUUGACGCCCGUUGUGAAGAGGCUUCUGGCGUCACUGAUUCUUCGUCGUCUUACGGUGGCAUGCGAAGCCUUGACCCGUGAGAAUCAAGCGGGAUUUCGACCUGGUACAGGCUGCGUUGAUCAAAUCUUCACACUCCAUCAGGUGUUAGAGCAACACCACACAAUCCUGGUAUUCCUUGACUUCAACGCUCCAACAAAGUGGUUCGAAACAAGCUUCCACGAGCAACGUAUGCACGUACUGCGCCUUUUGGACCGGCUGGAAUCAGGCAAACGUGAAAUUCGGCGACAGGCUGUUCGUUCUCUGCUCUACCUACUUCAAGGGAAUUUCGGUGACUGUGAAUUGGAAGAAGAUCAAAUCACAUGGGCUAGAAAAAACGUAUAUCUGUGCAUUGAGGUGGGGGUGUUUCCAGCAAUCACUCAGCUUCUUCUGGUAGAGAUUGAAUAUGACAAGUGGUUCAGUUCGUCAGAGUCGGUCCCAGAAAAUGCUGAAAACGAUGGCAAGAAAGAGUCCAGUUCCGGUGCUAUUGACUGCUAUACUUCAACUUCCAAGAAGACUGCAGUUUCAUUGGCAGAUAGUGCAGAUCUUCGAGCAAUUCUAUCUGUAUUGUAUAUUAUGGUUGAAACAGUUCGAGAUGGGAUGCAAACCAACAUGAAGCCAUCCGCCGGGGUCUCGAAUACUGUUACUCAAUCUCUGGACCGAGCAGCUAGCCUACGAGAGCAGUUUUGUGAAGAGCUGGGGUCCCCCGUUAUUGGUGAUGGCGACACCACUCUGACAGUCAUUCUGUUGGGCAUGGUUCACCGCUUUUGUGGAGGUCUCGCACCCAACUUUCCCAUGAAGAAAGUGCUACUACUUUUAUGGAAGGUGUUAUUGAUAACCCUUGGCCCAAUUACCACUUUAUUCGCUCGAAAAAACGCCGUCCGUGCCCGUUGGGGAUUGCCUCCUCUGUCAGAAGACACAUAUCAGGUUAUUCGCCGAGUUCGAGCGAACAGUCCUCCGGGAAGUUCCACAGACCAGCUACUUGCUCGCUCUUCACGCGCAAAUAAUAGACACAUCACGUUGGGUCAGGGCAAUCAAGCUCCUCGUCAGGGUACUCUGGCAAGUGGACGGGCGAGUGUUCAACAACCACCUCGACCGCCAUCUGUCGUCACCUCAGUAACCUACUCGUUUUCCGCACCCCAACCGCAAGCUAUAACUCCAGUCCCUACUCUUGCGUCUUCGUCAUCUUCCGAGAUCUCGGGUCUUUCUACCCCACGUCCUGGCUCACCUGUCCAAGGGUCUACCAACAACGCUGCUGCACAAGCACUCAACGGACGGGAUACUCCAUUACCCAGCUUUGACUCAAGUGGUAAAGCGUUCACUACUUUUGCCACUCGACAGGGUUUCUCAAAUUUCCAGUUGGAUGCCAAAGCCUUACCCUGGAAACCAAAAGUUCGGAAAAAGGACUUGGAGGCGUUUCUCUCGAACGUUCGUAUGAAAUUUGUCGGAUUUCAAGUACCGGAUGAUACGACAACUUUGAUCGGUCUGCCGGAACCUAUUCACGAAGCGGUCCGUGUGAUGCGGGAACACCUUUAUGUGUCUUUGGGUGAAGUCCAAAUUCAACGAGAACGAGAACUGAUUCGCUACCCACUGUCUAUGGGACGGGAACAGAUUCCAGACACCGCAGUAGAGCGUCUAUAUCGUGCUGUAUAUCCCCUGCUGCCACAGUACAUGAUCGCACUACUGCGGGUCUUGUUGGCUGCCGCUCCGACGUCCAGAAACAAGACUGAGCCCUUAAACAUCCUUGCCGAGGUGAUGAUGCCUGAGGAUCCGUCUUGGAACGUGGUUCGGACGGCCAUAUUGAACUUCGAUAUUAACCGUCACCGUGAAUUGAUUGUGAAAGCUAUUUCUGCCAUUUUAUUACUCCUCCUGAAGCACAUGAAACUGAACCACAUCUACCAGUUUGAAUACGUGUCACAAUAUCUUGUAUAUGCCAACUGCAUCCCGCUGAUCUUGAAAUUCUUCAAUCAAAAUACCUGCCACUAUGUCCAUGCGAAGAAUACCCUGUCGUUUUUGGACUUUCCUUCACGCCUGAUUGGUAAUCCACCGGAACUGACACCCGAGAUGCUGAUGAGUGACUGGAGUUCUUACUGUUGGAGGAACUUGUUCGCAUGUAUCAAUCUGUUACGGGUCCUCAAUAUGCUCACCAAGUGGAAACAUUCCAGGACCAUGUUGCUUGUGGUGUUUAAAUCUGCACCCAUCCUAAAGCGCGCCCUACGUGUUCGCCAUGCGAUGAUGCAGCUGUACGUGCUCAAGUUACUCAAGUUACAGAGUCGCUAUUUCGGACGGCAGUGGCGGAAGACCAACAUGUCCAUUAUGUCCGCCAUCUAUCAAAAAGUUCGACACCGGCUAACGGAUGACUGGGCCUAUGGGAAUGAUGUGGAUGCAAUGCCGUGGCAUUAUCAAGUGGAGGAGCAUACGCUACGCACAGAAGUGGAUCAAUUCAACCAGCGGCGAUACACGGACAAUUGGCUGGACCCAGAAUUCCGGCCUGUGGACAACUCCUUGACCAGUGUGCUGAAUCAGCCUUUCCGUUUGUCGGACGAGUUCGAACGCAAUUAUGAAAAAUGGUUGGAAGAAGAAGUGUUCUCUGUGCCCAUCAACUGGUCUCAGGUCUUAGCCCGUCAUUGAUUUGCUGCAUUUGUGCACUUUGCCCAUACAUGAAUUUUGACCGUUCAGUUCAUUUCGUGCUCACGAUCAAUUUGAAUGUAAAGGUGAACGUCUAUACUUUGACUUCGUCGUUGCUGGAACUCUUGUUUGCUUAUUUAAUUGCUCGCUAAUUAUUCGCCCAUAUCUCUGGUUCUACUCUUAUUUAUUCAAACUGCGUAAUUUGAAUCCGUUAUUGUACAAACUUCAACUCGUUCUGG